Messenger RNA from Sipha flava (yellow sugarcane aphid), 907 nucleotides. RefSeq names its product actin-related protein 2/3 complex subunit 4 (gene Arpc4). Bases 340 to 846 code for a protein of 168 amino acids. Gene Ontology annotation, molecular function: actin filament binding. Lineage: Eukaryota; Metazoa; Arthropoda; Insecta; Hemiptera; Aphididae. Gene Ontology annotation, biological process: Arp2/3 complex-mediated actin nucleation; actin filament polymerization. Gene Ontology annotation, cellular component: actin cytoskeleton; Arp2/3 protein complex. The record is from RefSeq and is a predicted model, not a curated record. The transcript has 2 exons.
UCAAAACUUAUCAGUUUGAUGAAAAAAAGUAAUAACUCAAAAUCUGGCGCUUCCGCUCGACAACCGGAUGAGGCUCGAAGUUGUUUAGAUAUAAUAAUUUACAUUUUGUCUUAGAUUUAUUCCGUUCAUCGUUUCUGAGACGCACCGCUGCUCAACAGCUCUACUACACCGCACUCGUCCGAUGGCUCCGGCUGCUUGACUCGUAGACUAACAACCUGUGCUGCCCUAAAAGGAAUUCUUCGUCGUGUUCUCUCCGGCAUUCGUCGACUAUCGUAUUAAAUACUCGCACGCAUAUUACUUCCUCGACGGUUCGAACUACAGAAGAUAUAAAUUUCUACGAUGACCACGACAUUAAAACCUUAUCUUUCGGUUGUUAAGCAUUCUUUAGAUGCUGCCAUAUGCAUAACCCAAUUUUACUCGCAAGUAGUAGAACGACAUAGUAAACCAGAAAUAGAAAUGCAAACCAACAGAGAAUUAAUAUUAACACCAAUGUUAAUCAGCCGUAAUGAACGGGAACGUGUUUUUAUUGAAAGUUCUAUAAAUUCAAUACGUGUUAGUAUAGCAAUUAAACAAUGUGACGAGAUUGAGCGAUUACUAUGUGACAAAUUCACACGGUUCAUGAUGAAAAGAGCUGAAAAUUUUUUCAUACUAAGAAGAAAACCAAUUCCUGGUUAUGACAUAACUUUCCUAAUCACUAAUAUGCAUGUGGAACAAAUGUACAGAAACAAACUUAUUGAUUUCAUUAUUCGAUUUAUGGAAGAAAUUGACAAAGAGAUCAGUGAAAUGAAGUUGGCUAUUAAUGCUAGAGCGAGAAUUUGUUCUGAAGAGUUUCUCAAACAUUUUUAAAAACGAAAAACAUGUAACUAUCCAGUGUGCAUUAUUUUAUUUUUUUUUUCUACUGUAAUAA